Molecule: messenger RNA, 3052 nt
Organism: Dreissena polymorpha
Lineage: Eukaryota; Metazoa; Mollusca; Bivalvia; Myida; Dreissenidae
Product: bifunctional polynucleotide phosphatase/kinase-like
Exons: 17
Coding region: 179-2323 (714 amino acids)
Biological process (GO): DNA repair
Molecular function (GO): protein binding; ATP-dependent polydeoxyribonucleotide 5'-hydroxyl-kinase activity; double-stranded DNA binding
Source: RefSeq, a predicted model, not a curated record
GUUUUAUUGUUGUUUUAAUUUGAACUAUCAUUGCAAGGCGAGUCUGAAAAUUGUUCCAGUUGUUCAAAAACACUGUUGAAAUGUGAACAAUAUGGUAGUAAAAAAACAAUUUACUACAUCUUUUAAGAAGAACAAAAAACUGUUUGGUUACAAAAAUACCUACUGAAAGUUCCAUCAAAUGGAGUCCAAUUAUAAGUGGUCCAUGACAGUUGUUUGCCCCAAUGGCAAUCAUGACCCUAUAAAAUUACGUCAUAUGGAGGCAGCGUUUCUUGGACGAUCGCCUAUGACAAGAAUUGUUGAUCCAAGAUGUUCAAGAAAACAAGUGCAGUUAAUUGCCAAUCUUGAAACUGGUGACGUUGAAGCUAUUCAGCUCGGGGAAAAUAGCUCCGCUCUUGAUGGGAUUGAAAUGAUCAAAAACAAAGUUUACAAAAUGAAUUCAAAAUCCGUUUUGCAGGUUCUCACUGGCUUCUUUCCGCAGAAACUUGUAAUUGUUCGUAAUGAAAAUAAGCAAGACAGGGAAAAACAUAAAUCUGAUUCGGAGAUGUAUAAUGCCGACAAGCGCCAUAGAAGCAGCCAUAAAGACAAACAACGUAGAUCUGAUUCUGAAUCCAGCAAAACAGAGUUGAGCAAAAAAAGAUCGCAUUCUCAGGAUGGAAGUGAAGUUCCAUUUAAGAAACCAAAGCUUGAAAGUGAUUCUAAGACAGGAAAUGUUGAUAAAGAAGAGAAAGUGAAUAGAAAAAGAUCCCAGUCUCAUGAUGGUUACAAAGUUCCAUUUAAGAAACCACAUCAUGAAAGUGAUUCUAAAAAAGCAAAUGAUAAAGAUAAAGAAUCAAACAAAAAAAGAUCCCAUUCACAUGAUGUUAAUGAAGUUUCUUUUAAGAAACCAAACCUUGAAAGUGAUUCUACAAAAGGAAUUGAUAAAGAUAAAGAAGUAAACAAAAAAAGAUCCCAUUCACAUGAUGGUAAUGAAGUUCCAUUUAAGAAACCAAAGCUUGAAAAUGAAUCUAAAAAAGGAAAUAUAAAUAAUGAUGAAGACCACUUAAAGGAUGUCUCAUCCAAGUUAGCCUUACUAAAAUCAAAUGUUAAAAAUAAUACAUCUAAAGAGUCUUCUGUUACUGAAAAUAAAGAAACAAAAGGUGAGCAAAAGCACAGCAGUGGUUCUAGUCCCAAAUCUGUGACUGAGUCAAGAUGGGAACAGAUUGACAGUCUGUAUGUGUACACAACUAAAGAUCUGCAGGAUAGAAAAAAGGUCGCUGCUUUUGAUAUUGAUGGCACCAUUAUAACAACGAAGUCCGGGAAAGUCUUUGCAACCAAUGCAGACGAUUGGAGGCUUUUGUACAGAACUGAAACACUGAAGAAACUAGCAUACCUUCAUGAUAGUGGCUUCAAGAUUGUAUUCUUCACUAAUCAGAUGGGCGUCUCCAAAGGGAAAACAAACAUAGAGGAGCUGAAAACAAAGUUCAUCAAAGUGGUCAAGGAAGUAGGUGUGCCUGUACAGAUCCUUGUGGCUACCAAAGGUGGCCUGAACAGAAAACCAUGCACUGGAAUGUGGACUCACCUGACCAAACAUCUCAAUAGCGGAUUAGAUGUUGAUCUAUCACAGAGUUUUUAUGUUGGAGAUGCUGCUGGUAGACCCAAGGGCUGGAUGCCAAAGAUGAAGAAAGAUUUUAGCUCCAGUGACAGACUGUUUGCGUUGAAUGUUGGGCUGCAGUUCUUCACACCGGAGGAGUAUUUCCUUGGUUACCCAACAAAUAAGUUUAACAUGCCAGAGUUUGAUCCAAGGAUGCUGAAUCCUUCCAGUGACCUGUUGGAUCCAAAAUCAGCUGCAGUCACGACACCUGGUCGAGAGCUGAUUGUGCUGGUUGGUUCACCUGCAUCUGGGAAAAGCUUCUUUGCAAAGGAAUACAUGGAAUCGAAAGGCUACAUUGUUGUGAAUAGGGACAUUUUGAAGUCAUGGCAGAAGUGUGUGGCCGCCUGUACAGAUGGCCUGAAAAAAGGACAAAGCGUUGUCGUUGACAACACCAACCCAGAUGUUGAGUCUAGAAAAAGGUAUAUUGUUGCUGCCAAAACAAAUGGCGUUCCAUGUCGUUGUUUUGUGUUCACUACCACAAUUCAACAUGCCAGACACAAUGAAAGGUUUCGAGAAAUCACCGACAAAACCCAUCAACCCAUAAAUGAUAUGAUACUGAACAGUUACAAGGGCAAGUACCAUGAACCGACAUUGAGUGAAGGGUUAAAAGAAAUUGUAAAAGUGAACUUUGUUCCCAAAUUUAAGGACAAGAAAAUGGAGAUUUUAUAUAGGAAUUUUCUUCUUGAAAAGUAAUUACUUUAUUGUGUAAAUAUAUACAAAGGACAAACUUGAUAAGUUUUGAAAUGACUUUGCUUAAAUUUAAUAUGGUUGAUAGGAUUUCGUUAACAGCCAUUUGGAUAGAAACAAACAUUUCACUUAAGGUUGACCAGACUAACAACUGUCUGUAGUGAGAGGCGGAAAACUACAACGGGCGAGGCAUGGUCAGGGGUGAUAACCCCAAAAAAGGGUUAGGGUUAGGGGUCGGGUUAGGGUUGGGCUAACCCGACCCCUAACACUAACCUUAACCCUCUAACCCCUCCUUGCCUCGCCCGUUGUCGUUUUCCGCCUCCCGUCUGUAGAACUUUUUAUAUAAACCUUAAUGUUUGAAGCUAUUUUGAAAAGCAAGUUGCCCGAUGUACUACCAAUUGUUUUAAUUAAUUUUCCUAGUCCGAAAUUUACUAUGCAUGAGCAAAAUGGAAAUUGUUGAUUUCUAUCCGUCAGUUAUUUCUAAUAAUCGAGAAAUAUUUAAUUAACAAAAAACACUUUCAAAAGUCAAAUUCACGUCGGAGUAGGGAAAUACUAAGUGGUUUCCAUGGAAAAGUGAAAGACCAGAUUUUCCAGACAAUCUCGUUAAUCACUUGGAAGACUGAGGAAAACAGUAUCUUAUGAAGAAGAAUGAUUUGCGGAAACGACACAAAAAUCAACUGAAUUUUAAUUAUUUUACGACUGAAACUGAUAUCGAUUAAACAACACAUUUGUUCA